AUGGAUAUCGGAAGGAUAGGUCAAGGUUUUUUGUUAGCCUGUCUCCUGCUUAACGUCAAUGCACUGUUCGUCAAGAAUUCUGUGAAUACCGGAAUUGAGGCAGUUAGAAAAGCACCUCGAUGGAAUUUACCUUGGCUCUGGAUCGGUAUGUGGUGUAAUGGGUGUCCUCCUAGAGGCUGCGAAGACGAUGAAGCUAUCAUUCAUGGCUACUGUUGUGGUUGUGCAUAUCCUUUAGAUCAACUGCCAAUAAUCUGUCCCUCGUUCCUGCAGUGCCCACUCAAUCUCCACGGACUCUGUCACGACUACGAGUACAUGAUGAGAUGCUGCUGUUAA
This is a messenger RNA of Bombyx mandarina (wild silkworm), 333 nucleotides long. RefSeq lists its product as uncharacterized. Lineage: Eukaryota; Metazoa; Arthropoda; Insecta; Lepidoptera; Bombycidae. The record is from RefSeq and is a predicted model, not a curated record.